AUGGAUUGCAUCUUGUGUGGUGAGGCGAUAGAGUCGGUGGACCACCUUUUUUCAGCAUGCAAAAUGGCGGCUUUAGUCUGGAAUAAACUUAGCGAGUGGGCCAAGAUUCCGCCCAUCUUUGCCUUCUCGUUUAGAGAUCUUGUCUCUAUUCAUAACGGCGAUGGGGUGGUUCGGAAAGCCAAGGAUAUCGUUCGGGGUCUUAUUAUGGUAGUCUAUUGGUGUAUCUGGAAAGCUAAGAAUGCAAAUUUUUUCUCUAACGGAAAAGGUUGCAGUGAAGAAAUUUUUGGGGAGGUGAAAGCUUUAGGUUUUCUUUGGCUAAAGUGUAGAUCCAAACAUAAGAAUAUUGUUUGGAGAGAUUGGUGUAUUUCCCCUUUGUAUAUGUUGUAG
Molecule: messenger RNA, 387 nt
Organism: Helianthus annuus (common sunflower)
Lineage: Eukaryota; Viridiplantae; Streptophyta; Magnoliopsida; Asterales; Asteraceae
Exons: 1
Coding region: 1-387 (128 amino acids)
Source: RefSeq, a predicted model, not a curated record